GAGCCGGGGCCGGCUGAUGCAACCUCCGGCGAGCGGCGCGUCGGGGAGAGUCAGGAAGCCGACAGGGACCGGGCCUGGCCAAUCAGCUGCCGCGGGAAGAAGGCGGAAGGGCCCGCCCCCUGGGCUCUGCGAGUGACGUUCCGCGGCGAAGGGUGGGCGUCCCGGCCGCCGUACGUUCCCGCCGGGUGGCCGGGGUUGUCCCGCUCGACGCCGGCCCUGCGGCCAUUUUGAGCUCGGUUAGUCCCCGCGCCCGUCUGCUGGGCCGCCCAGCCCUUGCGGGGGGACGCGCUGCGAGGGGUGGAAAGUCGUGCUGCCGCCGCGAGAGGCCUCUGUAUGGUGCCUCGAGCGGACUAGGACCCUCCUUCCCGCCGGGAUGGGUGUCGCCGCCCGCGCCGGCCUCUCCGGACUGCCGUCUGCUGCCCGCGGCCAAGGCCGCCGCCCUCUGUGGCUCUUCUGCUGCCCCGGGGACCUGUCUGGGACGCCGACUCCUCUACGAGGCGAGGUCGGGGCCGUGUAGGCCUCCCCGCCUCGCGUCCGAUCCAGCCGCCGGGCCGCGCACCUCGCUGAGACCCUGCCGGGAGCAGAGGCCAUGGAGCCGGGAGCGGACCUGCCGCCCUUCUUCCCCCGGCGCUCGCCACCCGGCGCCGCCGCCGAGCACCCCGGGGACCCCAAGCCGCUGUCCUCGCCCGGGCCCGAGGCUCGGUCCAGCUUCUGGGUGAAGCUGCUCUCCCAGCUCCUGGCGCCGCUCCCCGGCCUGCUGCAGAAGCUGCUGGUGUGGAGCCAGCUCCUCGGCGGCCUGGUUCCGGCCCGGUGGUUCGAGUUCGCCGCGGGCUACAGCGUCCUGAGAGCCCGGGAGGAGCCCGCCGCCCCCGCGGGGCCCAAAUCUCUGAGUUCGCUGGGGCUGGACGCCUCGGUCGACCCCGCCGCCGCCGAUCUUCUGGACCUGCUGGAGGAGGGGAUGCACUGGGAGUGCUCGCCCCCCGACCCGAAAGCCCAGCGCCGGGCCUCGCACCCCGCGCCCCACGCGGCUCUGCUGGAGCAGCAGCUGUGGCGCGUGGAGCUGUUGCAGGGCGGCCUGACCGCCCGGCUGUUAUCUGGCCGGGACCUUGGCCUGGCGCCCUCCGGGCCGCAGCACGUUCACCGCGUCAGCAGUUUCAGCGCCGUCUCCUAUUUGCUGAGCCCCUCUUAUCUGGACUGCCUUUCCCCGGUGGAGCGGAGCUGUCAGAACUUCAUCGCCAGUGGCGAGCUCGUGGACUUGCAGCCGGUAACCGGCCCGGAGAGCAGCUGUCCCCCGGAGGACCGUUCUCCCCCGCGGCCGCUGAAGGCCGAGGUCGCCUGCUCCUCCUGGCAGGGAUGCCCGCCUCGCUCGAGGGAAGGCCUGCCCGAGAUUCACCACGUUCGCAUGAAGCGGCUGGAAUUCCUUCAGCCGCCUAGCAAGGGGCAGGCGUUACCCACGCCUGACCAAGAUCAUGGCUACCAUAGCCUGGAGGAGGAACACAGCCUCCUCCGGAUGGACCCGAAGCCGUGCGGAGGCGUUCUUCCUGCCGGAGCCAGUCCCGGAACCGCCCAGGAGCCCACGGGAGAAAGACAAGAGUUGACCAAAGAGGCUCCUCUUGCUGGGGAAAGGCAGGACCCAGUGGAAAGCUGUCAGUCUGGUGAGGCACCUAUGGAAAGAGAGCCCGAGGAGGACCACCUAAGUGUAGCUGACUUCUCAGACAUAGACGAUGACCUUCCGGUGUCUGCCAGGCCGGCCUGUAGCAACCGGUUGAUAGAUUACAUUUUGGGAGGUGCGGCCAGUGACCUGGAAGCAAGUUCUGACUCAGAAGGUGAGGAUUGGGAUGAGGACGCUGAGGAUGACGGCUUUGACAGUGAUGGCUCGCUCUCAGAAUCAGACCUUGAGCAAGACUCUGAAGGGCUUCACCUUUGGAACUCUUUCCACAGUGUAGAUCCUUAUAAUCCCCAAAACUUUACAGCAGCGAUCCAGACUGCUGCCCGAACUGCUCCUGGAGACCCCUCUGACUCAGACAAGGAUCUGUCCGACAAGUCUGAUCUGGAGGAGAAUUCUCCCCAGACUGGAAGCCUCCUUCCUGAGUCUCCUGACUGUCAUUCUGGGGAGGAAGAUGACUGGGAAUCUAGUGCAGAUGAAGCAGAGAGCCUCAAACUGUGGAACUCUUUCUGUAAUUCGGAUGACCCCUACAACCUUUUAAAUUUUAAGGCUCCUUUUCAAACAGCAGGGAAAAGUUGGAAAGGCUGUCAUGACUCAGAGAGGCCAUCUGAGCCCAUUGUGACCAUCUCUGAGUGUCACACCUUACUUUCCUGUGAGGUGCAACUGUUAGGGAGCCGAGUCAGUGAAUGUCCAGACUUGGUAAGGGGUGGGGUUCUUUCUGGAGGACACACGCAUAUCAAGAGAAAAAAGGUAACCUUCCUUGAAGAAGUUACUGAGUAUUAUAUAAGUGGUGAUGAGGAUCGCAAAGGACCAUGGGAAGAAUUUGCACGGGAUGGAUGCAGGUUCCAGAAACGAAUUCAAGAAACAGAAGACGCUAUUGGAUAUUGCUUGACAUUUGAGCACAGAGAAAGAAUGUUUCAGAGACUCCAGGAAGCAUGCUUCAAGGGACUUGAUGCUUUCUAGCCAAGUUCAGAUGACGUAAUAGCCUCCAGCCCUAGCAUACACUAAAUAACUCUUACUUCAGAGGUUUCUUUCAAGACAAAAAUUGGCAGCUGUCCUUGGACCAUUUUUUUUUAGAGGAUAUGUAACUUGGAUCCAGCAACCUUGUUUAAUAUUGUUUUGCAACAUAUCCCACUCAGAAAUGUCCAGGUUGGAAGCCAAGCCCUGAUAAUGAAGGAUGAGAUGUGUAAUUUCUAAUCUUACCUUGUUUCUUUAGUCAGAUGUGUUUUUGGAUUGUGUGUGCUUCUUGAGGUGAAAAAGGAACCUCUUAAGGUGUAACUCUGCACUUUCAAAACUUACUUUCUUGGGAAACAAUGUAGGGUUCACAGCCCAUUUUAUAUUUUAAUUUAAAUUACGUGUACCUGUCUGAAAACUGGGCUCUUUUUACUUUUUUCCUCCAACAUUCUUUUUUCCCCCAGUUUAUCUUUAUUGUUAAAAGUGCUACAAUUGUCCUUUUUUCCCCCCCACUGACCACCCCCCUUCACCCCACACCCGCCCCAGUUUAUUUUAUUUUUUCUCCAUUGAUUUCAGAAAGAGGAAGGGGGUGGGGGGAGCGAGAGCGAAACAUAGAUAAAUUGCCUCCCAUACUCGCCCCAACCUGGAUUAGGGAUGUGCCCUGACUGGGAAUCGAACCCAACACCUUUUGGGAUGACACUCCAACCAACUGAGCCACACCGGCCAGGGCUUUUCCCUCCAACAUUCUGAAAUUAAUGGGCUUUUAUGUUUUCUCUGUAUUAUCUUAUUUCAGUGACUUGGCCUUUCCACCUUAAGGCUAAGAAAAUAAUCUUGUGUAUGCUA
Messenger RNA from Myotis daubentonii (Daubenton's bat), 3463 nucleotides. It is a transcript of the gene PPP1R15B, whose product is annotated as protein phosphatase 1 regulatory subunit 15B. Gene Ontology annotation, biological process: response to endoplasmic reticulum stress. NCBI's taxonomy places the organism in Eukaryota, Metazoa, Chordata, Mammalia, Chiroptera, Vespertilionidae. Gene Ontology annotation, molecular function: protein phosphatase regulator activity. The record is from RefSeq and is a predicted model, not a curated record. Gene Ontology annotation, cellular component: protein phosphatase type 1 complex; endoplasmic reticulum.